This is a messenger RNA of Hippocampus zosterae (dwarf seahorse), 1000 nucleotides long. RefSeq names its product trace amine-associated receptor 7a-like. Gene Ontology annotation, cellular component: membrane. The record is from RefSeq and is a predicted model, not a curated record. Gene Ontology annotation, biological process: G protein-coupled receptor signaling pathway. The transcript has 2 exons. Gene Ontology annotation, molecular function: trace-amine receptor activity. The coding region runs from base 1 to 951 and encodes 316 amino acids. Lineage: Eukaryota; Metazoa; Chordata; Actinopteri; Syngnathiformes; Syngnathidae.
AUGGAGGCGGAGGAGCGACGGGAGCUGUGCUUCCCGCAGCUGGGCAACCUCUCCUGCCGGAAGCCCCCCCCCGCCGGCGUCCUCCCGCAACUGCUGCUGUACGCGCUGUGCGCGCUCACCGUGCUGCUCAACCUGCUGGUGAUCGCGGCCAUCUCCCACUUCAGGCGCCUGCGCACCCCCACCAACCUGCUGCUGCUGUCGCUGGCCGUCUGCGACCUCCUGGUGGGCCUGCUGGUGUGGCCCGGCGAGAUCUACAUGAGCGGCGGCUGCUGGGCUUUGGGCGCCGCCGCCUGCUCCUGCUACCACCUGGCGUCCUUCGCGGUCACGUCGGCCUCGGUGGGCCACGUGGCGCUGAUCUCGGCCGAGCGCUACGUGGCCGUUUGCGACCCCCUGCGCUACGGCGUCAGAGUGACCGUCAAAAGAAUCGGAGGCUGCGUUUGUCUCUGCUGGCUUUUGUCCUUCCUCUACUGCUGCGCGCUUCUGGGGGAGCCCCUGGCUCGCCCGCAUGAGCGCGGCUCGUGCCGCGGCGAGUGCGUGAUGGCCGUCGACGUCGACGCCGGCCUUGUCGAUCUGAUGGUGAUUUUCGUCCUUCCCCUGUGCGUCAUCGUCAGCCUGUACGUCAGGGUGUUUGCGGCGGCCGCCUCCCAGGCGCGGGCCCUGCGCUGGCGCCUGGCGGGCGGCGCCAAGCGAUCCGAGUUGAAGGCGGCCCGCACGCUGGGGGUCCUGGUGCUGGUCUUCCUCCUUUGCUAUUGUCCCUUCUACAUCGUAGCUCUGGUGGGCGAUUUGGGCUUUUCGUCGGCGGCACAAUACGCUCUCUACCUGCUGGAUUUCAACUCUUGCGUCAACCCGCUCAUCUACGCCUUGUUCUACCCGUGGUUUCGGAGGGCCGUCUGGCACAUUGUCACUCUGCGCGUCUUGCGGCCCGGCUCCCGCGGGGCCCACGUCCUGUAGGCGCCGCGCUCCUCGCCGCCAUUUCCUUUUCCCGCGCUUACGCGGGUGC